This is a messenger RNA of Pimephales promelas (fathead minnow), 834 nucleotides long. The record is from RefSeq and is a predicted model, not a curated record. NCBI's taxonomy places the organism in Eukaryota, Metazoa, Chordata, Actinopteri, Cypriniformes, Leuciscidae.
CAACACAAUGAAUAUGUGGCUUUAGCAUGAGCUCUAACUAAACAGAACGGAAACUGAAAGAGAACCAGAUGCGAAGGACAGAGACAAAGUUGACAGACCGAAUUUUUUACAUAAAGAUAUCCAUCUUUAAGAGCUAAAAUGCUUACUUGGGAACAUAUUUUGCUCUUACUAAAAGGAACUCAUAAGCAGUUCGAAAUGAUUGAGGAAAAUGAAACAGGUAUGCCAUCAUGGAUCAGAACUGGAGACCUUCUAAUGAGGAAAAUAUAUAAACCUCCAGGACCUUAUCACGUUGGGGUUUACUGUGGAAAACAUGUGAUUGAGUUUACAGCUCCUGAGAACGUAACAAAGAAAAAUCAAAUCACAAGUUAUUCAUCAAACAGUGAAUCUGGCACAGUGAACAUGAAGAGUGUGAAGAACUUCAUUGGAGAGAAGCAGUACCGUGUCGUCCGUCUAAAGACGCCUAUACCUGAGAAUUUCUUUGACUCAGUUGAUGAUGCUAUGGAAUAUAAGGGGAUAUACCAUCCUUUGACAAAUAACUGUCUGCAUUUUGCACUCAGGCUCCUGGGGCUCGAACCAGGAUCUAUUCCACACGAACCAGGACCAAUUCCACAAAGCAGCUUCCUAGAGAUGGGGAAAUCAGCAUGGAGGAUUUGGAAGAAAGAGCUGUGUUUACUGGAUGCAAUCUACAUGUUUCCUACGCCCCAUGAGGCCUUGUGGGGAGUGCCCAGACCUUUUUCACAAAAACCGGAAAUACGUCAUCGUUGUGGAAGCUUAGUUCCCGUCAACUGUUAACACAUCAGAAAAACCUACCCUGGGAAGAGAUCAGAGAGUCUU